AUGACUGACCUCUCUCGCAACGGCUCGGUCCUCGUCGCCGAGAUCAAGGCCAUCCACCCGCCCCAGGGUGCCAACGGUGCUGCUGCUGUCCCCGGCACGGCCACCGACGGCGGUGCGGCUCCCGCCGUCGACCCCUCGAUCACCUCUCCCCAGGCCUCGCAGAUCUCCAACGGUCACGCGCCCCAGGCCUCGGAGCUGAGCGCUGGCACGGGCGCCAUCGCUGUCAACCACAGCGCCGAUCCCUCGGUGGCCACGGGUGUCGCUGUGCCUGCCACCGUGCCCGAGUCUGCGCCUAUUGCGCCUGCUGCUGCCCAGCCCGAUCACGCCGCAGCUGCUGCGGCUGGCGCUGGCGCCGGCGCUGCUGCUGCUCCUGGUCUGGUCCAACCCCAGACCACUCCGAUCCAGCCCUAUCAGCCCAGCGAGGCAGCACUCCAGCCCACGCACAUCAACACCGCCGUGCCCGCUGCUGGCGCCGCCGCCCCUGCUUCGGCUGCCCCUUCGGCUCUCAGCGCAGCUGGCACCGCCCCCGGAACGGCUCCCGGCAGCGUGAUCAGCGCCACCUCGCCCAUUUCCGCCGGUCAGGCCCCUGUCCAGCCGCAAACCGCCCCCGUGGCCGCCCAGCAGCCCCAGCAGCUCAACGCGGUCGCCCCCGCCGCCGCCGGUGCCGCCGCUGGUGCUGCUGGCGCUGGUGCCAUUGUGGCCCACCCGGCACCCACGACCGUGGCUGCGACCGAGGCGCCCAAGUCGGCGCUGAGCCCCAAGGAGGUAAAGAAGAUGGACAAGCUGAUGAAGACGGAGGCUAAGAACGAGCACAAGUCGCUCAAGCGCGCCAUCAAGGACGCCGCGUCGGCCGAGAAGCUCUUCCGCAAGUCGCGCGACGCCGAGCAGCAGUCGAUCAAGCGCCACCAGAAGGCGACGACCAACGAGCACAAGGCGGCCAAGGCGCUCAACAAGGCGCAGGCCGAGCACGAGAAGUACGCCGCCGAGCUCGCCAAGGCGGUCGAGGAGCUGGACAUCAAGAAGCGCCACACGGAGAGCACGCGCGAGGGCUACGAGAAGGCCAAGAAGCACAUUGACGAGCUGCGCAACCAGAAGACCGUCAACGACCAGGCUCGUUCGCGCCAGGCUGCCCAGAUCCACGGCGCCCGUGCCUAA
Messenger RNA from Moesziomyces aphidis, 1155 nucleotides. The record is from the annotation of a GenBank genome assembly. NCBI's taxonomy places the organism in Eukaryota, Fungi, Basidiomycota, Ustilaginomycetes, Ustilaginales, Ustilaginaceae.